GUGAAAUGCUUGAUAGAAGCGAGCAAACCUCUUAGUUUCUGUAGAUUGUAAGCAUGGCGUGUUACAGCUUAUAAGUACAGCGGCUUCACACCAUCCCACCGGCCUAUGAAAGUCCUCAUCGCACCCCGAAUUCUGAGGGGAAAGUUCUCGGGACCAGUAUGCACCCUGGAACGGCAAGGAUGUCUGCGCAUCCCUUCGCCGAUUGCUCCACGCCUUCAGCCCUACGGCUCAUGCAUAUCGGCCACCAGGCGGCGUUAUGUCAGAAAGUAACGUGCCAGUUGUGCUCGAUCUGCAUGCAUGCAAUGUGUG
Molecule: messenger RNA, 309 nt
Organism: Canariomyces notabilis
Lineage: Eukaryota; Fungi; Ascomycota; Sordariomycetes; Sordariales; Chaetomiaceae
Exons: 1
Coding region: 106-270 (54 amino acids)
Source: RefSeq, a predicted model, not a curated record